AUGCGACACACCCGCAGCUUCAAGCAGCUCACAUGCAUCGCCAUCGCACCAGGGCCUCACAAGCUUCGGGAAGAAAGCAUGAACACCGGAGGGGAGGCUCGGCACCGCUGACUGGCGAUGGAUGCUUAAGUUGUGCGGUGUAGCACGACGAGAUAACCGCAUUGACAAUAAACAAAUGAGAAGAUACAGUAAAAAGAAUGGAGACAACAUCGGGGAGUCAUUGGGAUCGAUAGUAUUCACACACGACACCAAAGUUUUGUGACAGUCAAACUACUAAGAAGGAAAGGUGGAAGGUGGGUUGUCCUGUCGCACCACGUGAACUUCCCGAAAAUCAGAAACAAGGGCAUCAAUCUCGUGGCGGAUGUAAGCUGGCGUUACAGCAGCAGACAACGAACAACCCGCCUCGCCUCGCGUCAGCGAGGCUCGCUCGUCUGCCCAACCAACGCUACUGUAGACCAAAGAAAAAUCAAGCCAUGAUCAAGUGCGCCCCAGAAUAUUGGCCAAUCGCGCUUGAGCUUCAGUGCAUCACCCAUGUCUUUUCCCUGUAAGUGCCCGUGUACACACCGCAAGCAUUGUGCGGGAUUUCUCUCUUCCGUCUACAUUUUCCCCAUCGACUCACUCCUUUUAAAUAUGGCACGACGCGUCAAUAACGCCUUCACAAGAACAGAAAAAAUGUCAUGCCAAACAGAACGCUCCCAUGUGCCAAACCCACUAUUUAACACACGCCAGCCGAAAGCCCCUUUUGGGACCCCACGGAGCUAACGAACCCCUCCCGCUCCACCCCAGAUGCCGGUGGAACAUUCGGCCACAACCUAUAGACACCGUUGAGAACGCUCAACUUUCUUCACUCAAGCCCAGACCGAAGUGAAGCAAUUGCGUUCGCACGCAUGCAAAAACCCCAUCAGGCACGCCACCUUCAUUUACUCAAACCCCAAGCAGAGGCCUGUUGCCGAUGACAGAGAAAUGCUUUCACUCCACACGCGGUCUCUUGUGCGCGUGCUCAUCGCCCCCCCCGCCUCUCGUCCCCAUUUCGUCGUCGCUGAAGUCGUACCCGUCGUCGUCUUCGUCGUCGUCGGCAGCACCAUCGCCGCCCGCAGCGCCUGCUGCUGCCGUUGCCCCGCCGUCAGA
Ectocarpus sp. CCAP 1310/34 is the source of this 1128-nucleotide messenger RNA. The record is from the annotation of a GenBank genome assembly. Lineage: Eukaryota; Phaeophyceae; Ectocarpales; Ectocarpaceae.